Caenorhabditis briggsae is the source of this 771-nucleotide messenger RNA. The record is from RefSeq and is a predicted model, not a curated record. The transcript is spliced from 6 exons. Bases 1 to 771 code for a protein of 256 amino acids. NCBI's taxonomy places the organism in Eukaryota, Metazoa, Nematoda, Chromadorea, Rhabditida, Rhabditidae.
AUGGACAUAUAUUCCAUCUUGUUCCCAACUCCUGGCUGGCCUAGUGCCGUAUUUUAUGUUAUGUCUAUUAUCACUAUUCCUUUGUAUAUUCUUGUUCUCAUUUGCCUUUUGAGAAUACGAUGUGUUUCGAAAACCUACAACAACACUUUUUAUACUAUUAUGUUACAACAUAAAUCUCAAUCAGCUCCGAAGCUUCUCAUAAUUCUUGUCUACUGGCUAGUACCAAUCCUUAUCAGUUUAACGUUAAUGAAAAACGGAUACUUGAAGUACAAUAGUUUGGAAACAAUGGGAGUGAUAGGAGAGAAAGAGGUUCUUCAGAGAAACACUCUAAUUGCUCUAAUCGUUGUCAGCAUAACAUGCAUUUUAUGUUCUCUAGCCUACUGUGGUUUAUAUUUCUUUAUCAAAAAGCAUUCUGAACAUCUCCAGAAAUCCUUGCGUCACGAAAUCUCUCUCGCAAUUCAAGUAUUCAUCCUGCUCAUUGCAUUCUUCGCUAUUCAAAUCUACUACGUGGUGCAGAAUCACUUUUCACAGACUCAAAAUACAGGACCAAUUUUCUACAUGCGCGGCAUUUAUCCAAUGUUCAACGGAUUCCUUUCCUACAUCAACCCGUAUUGCAUUUUAAUUUUGAAUAAGGAUUUUGCAAAACAUGUGUGGAAAUCAGUGACUUGUAGAGGAGAAUUGGAAGUGAGUGAUGCUCCGGCUUCUGUAAUUCCCCAUAACUGCAUCCUACCUAUGACACAAACAAGGGAAUUGAGUAAAGUCGAUUUUUGA